AUGUUACCAACUCCUUAUGUAAAAUGCGACUACAAUAAAGUAUACGAGCCUGCUGAAGAUAGUUUCCUUAUACUGGAUUGCCUAGAAAAAGAACAUGACUUUUUGAAACAAAGAUUUGCCCACCGUUUGGCCGUCGUUUGUGAAAUAGGAUCAGGAUCUGGUAUCGUUACAACGUUCAUAAUGCAAAAUGAAAUACUACCGCCAGAAACUUCCAUCCAUCUGGCACUAGAUAUCAACCCAUGGGCACUCGAAUCGACCCUGGGUACUGCGAAGCUGAACUCAUGUGAUGAUUCAUUUUUAGACGUGAUUCAAAGCGAUUUGAAUUCUUGUCUUCGAAACAACCAGAUUGACAUUCUAAUAUUUAAUCCUCCAUAUGUUCCAGCAGAAUGUGUGCCGGAAGUUCCAAGAUCAAGGGAGGAGGCGGAUCAGUGGCUAGACUUGGCAUUACUAGGCGGGAAAGAUGGAAUGGCAAUCACUAGUAAACUAUUGCAACAAUUAGAUAAAAUUCUUUCUCCAGAUGGUAUUGCUUAUAUCUUAUUUUGUGCAAGAAAUAAGCCUGAAGAAGUUGUCCAAGAGUUUCUCGAAACCUACGGGUGGAAUGUUAAAUUAAUUGAAAUGAGAAAGGCGGGAUGGGAAGUGCUCAGUGUUUACAGCUUUACAAGAUGA
Molecule: messenger RNA, 666 nt
Organism: Saccharomyces kudriavzevii IFO 1802
Lineage: Eukaryota; Fungi; Ascomycota; Saccharomycetes; Saccharomycetales; Saccharomycetaceae
Gene: MTQ2
Product: S-adenosylmethionine-dependent methyltransferase
Exons: 1
Coding region: 1-666 (221 amino acids)
Biological process (GO): methylation
Cellular component (GO): eRF1 methyltransferase complex
Molecular function (GO): S-adenosylmethionine-dependent methyltransferase activity; nucleic acid binding; protein methyltransferase activity
Source: RefSeq, a predicted model, not a curated record